This is a messenger RNA of Brachypodium distachyon (stiff brome), 2668 nucleotides long. RefSeq names its product putative pentatricopeptide repeat-containing protein At1g10330. The transcript is spliced from 3 exons. Gene Ontology annotation, molecular function: RNA binding; protein binding. The coding region runs from base 130 to 1551 and encodes 473 amino acids. NCBI's taxonomy places the organism in Eukaryota, Viridiplantae, Streptophyta, Magnoliopsida, Poales, Poaceae. Gene Ontology annotation, biological process: RNA modification. The record is from RefSeq and is a predicted model, not a curated record.
CAUCCAGCUGUCAAAAAAAAAAGACGUGCAUCCAAACUCCAAACCCAUGCAUUUGCCGCCGGCUUCCCCGUCCUCCAUCGCCACCGCCCUCCACCCUCCACGCUGCCGGCGUCGGCUUCCCGCUACCAUAUGUGGACGGGCUCCCCGUACUCCUGCGCCCGCCUCGAGCACCUCCUCCAGAACCACUUCUCCUGUCCUCGCCGACUCCUCCAGGUCCACGCCCUCCUCCUCACCUCCGGCGCGUUCUCCGCCUCCCACGCCCCCGCCGCCGCCUUUCCAUACAACUGCCUCAUCCACGCCCACCUCCGCCUCUCCUCCACAUCUUCUCCGCCAGGCGCCCCGCUCCGCCUCUUCUCAGCCAUGCUCGCCGCCGGCGCGCACCCCAACGGCCACACGUUCCCUUCCCUCCUCAGGUCCGCCUCCGCCUCCGGCGCAACCACCACGGCCCUCCACGCGCAGUGCCUCCGCCGGGGCCUCGCGGCCGACCGCUUCGUCGCCUGCUCGCUCGUCAGAUCCUAUGGCCGAGCUGGCGAUCUCCCGUGUGACGCAGGCAAGGUGUUCGAUGAAAUGAGGAGUCCCGAUCUGGCCUCCUGUAAUGCCAUGCUUGACGUGCUGUUCCUUGCCAGGGAUCUGGCCACGGCUAGAGACUUCUUUGAGCGGAUGGCGGUGAGGGAUGUGGUGUCGUGGACCACGCUAAUCUCUGGUUUAUCGAGGAAUGGGUGCCACUGGGAUGCUGUGGAGGCUUUUAGGGGAUUGUUGGUGCACAAUAAGGGAUGGCUCGGGGAGGCUACGUUGGUCAGCGUGCUCUCUGCUUGUGCUAACUUGGAUGGCGCUGAGGGGCUUGUGGUGGGGAUGGCUGUGCAUGCUUAUGUUGUUCGGCAUCAGGUUGACCUCACAGCUUUCUUGGGCACGGCACUGGUUGACACUUAUGGAAAGUACGGGAAGAUGGACUGUUGUAAGAGAGCUUUUCAGGCCGUACUGGAGAAGGAGGUAUGUACGUGGAAUGCACUGCUGUCUGCAUUGGCUAACCAUGGGAAGGAAACUGAAACGUUGGUUAAGUUUAACAUGAUGAUUGUUGGAGGGUUCUUGCCGAAUCAGAUUACAUUUCUUUCUAUACUGACAGGUUGUGCUAGAGCAGGAUUGGUGGAGAUUGGGUUAUACUGGUUUGAGGCGAUGGUCACUGAAUACAAGGUGACUCCGGUGAUGAGCCAUUAUGGAUGUGUUGUGGACCUCUUAGGACGUGCUGGCCGUUUCAUUGAGGCCAUUGAGAUUAUAGAGAGGAUGCCAUUUCCCCCUGAUGCUUCUGUAUGGGGUGCACUUCUUGGUGCUUGCAAGCUCCAUGGAAAUGUAGAGCUUGUUGCUGAGAUUGAGCGGAAACUAGUGGCUCUUGGUCCUCAGCAAUCCGAUCGGUAUGUGGCUAUUAGGAAUAUUUAUCUAGAAGAUGGGAACUGGUAUGCUGCUAUAAGAAUGGGCCAGAUGAUGCAUGAGGCUGGAAUCAAGAAGACAGCUGGGCAAAGUAGUGUUGUUUUUCACAGCACUGCCAUUCCUUGACUGCAGUUUGUUUGUUGAAAAUAGUGCUCUUCUGGAACUACCAAUUGUUUCUUAUGACUCAUUCCUGUGGGAAAAACUAAACCAAAAGAGGAACAUCAUGUGCAAGCUCAUAGCUAUGAUUUGACAAAAUGAAGAAUAAGACAUCUAUUCAAUGAACCAGAAUCUUCAAAGCUCACGUUGCUCCUCUCCAUCAUCGUAUACUUACUCCCUGCUGCAGCCUGGGUAAAUAAGUAAAGCAUAUAGAUUACCUGAAGCAUUCUUGUCAUGGCGCUUCCACCGGGAAGCUGAUUCCUGUAAAAGGGGAACCCGGCGAUCCAGAUGAGCAUCCCCAGGAGCACGCAGAGAGCGCAGACGGCGAAGCCGAUAUCCCAUCCUUGCUUGUUCUCGACCCAGACGAUGAGUACGAGGCCGAGGAAGCCGCCGGAGGAGACGGCAAAGGUGUACCAGUUGAAGAAGCUCGUCUCCUGCCGCUGCUCCGCAGGGUCGGCCGUGUCGAACUGGUCGCCGCCCAGAGCCGGCAGGCAGGCCCGUGCGGCGCCAUUGCCGAUAGGGAUCAGGUAGAGGCCCAGGAGGAGCAGGCUCAGGUUGGACCCAUGGACUGGCUCGCAGGUUGCGGCGCUGGUGGUCCCGGCGGCACGGCGGUGGGUGCAGCGAUGGGACGUGUGCUUGGAUUGUUAGCAGGAUAUAGCCCUGCAGAUUUAACACCGUCUUCAUCAGACAUUCAGACUCUUCUUACGUUGCAGGCUGCUUAGUAUAUUAAAGCGUUGGCAACCUCUUUGCCCCAAGAAGAACAUAGAGAUCCUGGAUCGCUGCAUCAUGUUGAUGGACACCAAAGCGAGAGAAAUCCCCAGAACUACUUUGUUGGGCCCUGGGACGCCUCAGGCAUCGGACAUGAGGACACCGCUGCGCCAUAUUGCUUUCUCUGGUUAGGUGGCUUUUAUCUGUUCCCGUUGCCAGAAAUUUUUCAGCUUGUAAGCUGUGCUAUCUUUUACUUCUACAGGCUGGUUAGACCAUGUAGGCUUUCAGUUCUGUAAUGAUCCUACUUGCGCUACUCCUGUGAACAUGGUUUCAUUGAUAAAUUGAACCAGGCGAAAAGCCUGUGAAUCUAAAAAUAAAA